This is a messenger RNA of Phragmites australis (common reed), 1322 nucleotides long. Its product is annotated as ocs element-binding factor 1-like. The record is from RefSeq and is a predicted model, not a curated record. Bases 563 to 1027 code for a protein of 154 amino acids. The transcript has a single exon. Gene Ontology annotation, molecular function: transcription cis-regulatory region binding; DNA-binding transcription factor activity. NCBI's taxonomy places the organism in Eukaryota, Viridiplantae, Streptophyta, Magnoliopsida, Poales, Poaceae. Gene Ontology annotation, cellular component: nucleus. Gene Ontology annotation, biological process: positive regulation of DNA-templated transcription.
CCCUCCCCACCUCGCCUGAUCCCUCCCCCUUCCUUCCUCUCUUCCUCGAUCGAGUGGUUCACCUUGUUCCCCUGAUCCCUCCUCCAUCAGCCCAGAUUUCCGCUCGAUUCCCUUCGUUUCGAGCAGAUCAGCCUCCCCCGAUCGAAGCUCCGCCUCGCCCCCCGGUUUCCUCGUCCAAGAAUCGCUGUUAUUGGUGGAUCUUGGCCAAAGAUCCAACUUUUGUGCUGGGAUUUCCGGGGUUUCUUGCGCUGGAGGGAGGUUUCGUUCUCGCUGGCCAUGGUUUGGCUGGAAAGCAGCAUCUUGAUGCAAAGUCUCUGGGCUUUAUGAAGAUCGCCACUCACCUGCGCCGCUCCUGCUUCCUCCACUCCUUCUCGGUUGUCUUCCUCUACUGGUUUUAUGUGAUCUCAUAAUUCGCCCGGAUCCGCCAUUGCUAGUCCUCUCCCCGUCUCUUGUUUCUUCGUCCUUUCUUUGUUUCUUGAAGCGUCAGUGAAUAAUAGCAGUAGCAGCGGUUGCGAGUUUGGAGGUAAGCUAGGCCGGUUUCUUGCGAAAAGAUUGUGUCUUGAUGUCGUCGUCGUCGCUGUCGCCGGCGGGGACAGGGAGGAUGUCCGGGUCGGACGGCGACUCGGCGGCGGACACGCACCGCCGGGAGAAGCGGCGGCUGUCGAACCGCGAGUCGGCGCGGCGGUCGCGGCUGCGGAAGCAGCAGCACCUGGACGAGCUGGUGCAGGAGGCGGCGCGGCUGCAGGCCGAGAACGCGCGCGUGGCCGGGCGCGCAGCCGACAUCGCUGCGCAGUACGCGCGCGUCGAGCAGGAGAACGCGAUUCUCCGCGCGCGCGCGGCCGAGCUCGGCGACCGGCUGCGGUCCGUCAACGAGGUGCUCCGCGUCGUCGAGGAGUUCAGCGGCGUCGCCAUGGACAUCCAGGAGGAGCUGCCGGCCGACGACCCACUGCUCCGGCCGUGGCAGCUCCCCUGCCUCGCCGCCACCAUGCCCAUCGGCGCCACCGCCGCACACAUGCUCCAGUACUGACGAUGCCUGUACCGGCCAUGGAGGCAGUUGGAGCUUGGUUGUGGUUGGCAAGGAGAAGACAAGACGAAUUGUUUGCUCACAUGGUCACAUCUUUAUCUACUGCUGCUGUGUCAAAUCUAUCUUCUGGUUGCUUCAAUUAUUGUUGCUGUUGUAUGUCUUGUGUGUAAGAGAUGAUGCUUAUGUAAGGCUUAAUUUUGUGUUUGGUUGUGCGUUUUGUCUUGUACUGUGAUGAAUAAGUGUUAUGUAAUUUCCUGUUCCAACCUAUCAAUCAGAUCUGCUGGUGUCUGAAUUUUAA